AUGCGUGACGUGUAUCUUGCUCAUGGGCGCUCUACCACGCACCCAUACCCACGACUCCCGUCCCAGAAAAUGAAAAAUGACAUGCCAACGCUUAAGCUGCCGUUCUGCGUGAUAUCGAUUGAGGGUGCCCUCGACGGUCGUGGCGCGUACACGUUCGUGCUGGUUGCUUAUGAGGUUAUUGACACCUUGAACUCACUGAACCUCGUACCUCCGCCGCCCAUGGUACACAAGGACGACGCCCUACACACGUUCGACGACUCGCUGUCCAUCCACAUGGCAGAUGGAUGGCUGGUCCCGGGUCCCGGGGGUGUGCCUACCCGCAUCGCCCGACGACGGAGCUCGGGAGGGAGGGGCUAUGGAAAGGCCGCGGUACUCACCUUCCACGCGAUCGCCAAUGUCCCAGAGUACCACCACCCACCCACCACGUUAAUUUUAAUCCCAUCCGCGAACGGGGUGCAAGCUACUUCUCCGAUGGCUGUUGAGAACGGGGGUGGAGGCUGA
Molecule: messenger RNA, 501 nt
Organism: Cyclocybe aegerita
Lineage: Eukaryota; Fungi; Basidiomycota; Agaricomycetes; Agaricales; Hemipholiotaceae
Source: the annotation of a GenBank genome assembly